AUGGCUACAGCAACUCAACAACAAGUUGCGGUCGUCGGCGGACUAGCCACGUUGCUUGCGCUCGUCUUGGCGUAUUAUCGUUUCAGGGAUCGGAAUGUGAGUUUCUUUUGAUUGUUAAGAAAAAGUUUUUUUAUAAGAUUAAUAGAGGGUUUUGAUAGUAGUUUAAUUUUUUAAAUCUUUUAUUCUCAAAAAGUAAAUUGCAUCGUAUUUUAUCCUUUUUAACCUAAUAAUCAGUUCCAAAGUAAAAGGAAAGAAAAGAAAAGGGAGAGAGUUGUGUACGCCCAUAGCCCGUUGAACGCACGCCAUCCCGUCCGAUCUGGCAAGUUAAGCAACGGUGCGCUUGAUUAGUACUUGGAUCGGAGACGUCCUUGGAAUCUCAAGUGGCGUACGCAUUCUUGGCAUUUUAUGGUACUUUUUGGUACUAUUUUUAGGUUUGGUAGAAAAAUGUAUUUUAGAAACUAUUUUGUAUUGUUUAAUGUUUAUUUCUUUUCAGAAUCGAAAUGGCAUAUUCAGUAGAUUCUUAUUUUGGUUAUUCCCGGCGGCCGAUGAUAGAGUAAGUUUGUUAACAUUGAUAAAACACAAAUGCUAUCGGGCUAUAUAUUAACAUUUUAUUCUAAUAAUACUGUGAAAACAACUUUUGUGCUUUCAGGGCGGUCGAAACACUGUGAAUUCGACCAGAAUGGGCGUGAAAACCGACUACGAUCCCACGUUGGCUCAACGUUCUCCAGUUCCCACAACCUCAACCACGAGUGUUGCCACAGGAUAUGCACCACCAAGUCCGAGUGUCAGCUCUACGCAACAUCGCACGGAUUCAGGAGUCAGUCAGAGUAGCACUUCGAGUGGUACUACCGGGUCGGGUACGAGUUCACGGUACGGUGCUGAGAGUGGAAGCACGAUGUCGAGUAUUCAAAUGCAAAGCUACAAGGAUGGCGAUAAAACUGAAAGUGGCGACAAGUCGAAAGCCGAAGACAUUGUACCAUUGCCGAAAAAGUCUGAAGUUAAAACUGGUGCUGCUCCGCCAACACCAACUGUCUCGGACUCGGAUACUACAUUGUUAGGUGGGUUUUAAGAAAGUUUUCGUCUCUCUUUUUUUUGUAAGGAAUGUUUUUGUUUUUUAAAGAAGCGUUGUGUUGUUUACAAUAGCCUUCUCAAUUUACAGUUUCAACUUUUGUAAAAAAAUUUAAUUUUUAGGCUCAAAAAUUGGCUCCAAGUCCGGUACGACCGACCCGACCUCGUUUGCUCACUCGAGUUCAUCCGACACGUCCAAAGACUUUGCCCAAACCAGUACCGCCUCCACGUUUACCAGCUUGUCUUCUGAAGAUGAAGCGGCCAAAAAGAAGGAAAUGCGGAAGAAACAGCGGCCGAGAACCAUGAAACAACGAUCAAAAACCUCGCCUUCUGCAACAUUUGACCCGGACCAGGACAAGAUCGAGUACAAUGCUGUACCAUGGCACGAGAACAAAACCUUGUCGGAUGAUUUUAGCUUGGAUGGAUUGGUAAGGGUUUAAGAUUUAUAUUAAGGAUUAAGUUUCAUGUACCGUAUUUUAGUUUACUUUACCUUUACCUCUAUUGUUAUCUCUAUUCCUAACUUUAAGAUAUGACAUUAUUUAUCAAUCCAAUAUUUUCAGGAACGCCGUGAAAUGUGCGACUGCCAAGCAACCCGUGACAUUCCUGAGAUUGAGGAUACAGAAGCCCUGGUCGAUGACGCUCCCAACCUUCGACCAGACAUUCGACCAACCUACAUUUUACCGGUCGUUUUUGCCAUGUACAAACCCAAGAACCUGAUCUCAACCGACUCGCCCGACCUAUCUCCUGAAAUAUGCUCAGCUGCGGUCACGUUGCCGAAGAAAUUUCACGACAAAACCAACGUAUUCACACCGUUCCGUGCCAUUCUACAUUGCAUUGUGUACGCGUCGAAGCACGGUCAUUUGAUCAAAGAACUGAUUGAAAAUUACUCGUAUUUGGAGAGCUGA
Molecule: messenger RNA, 1973 nt
Organism: Bursaphelenchus okinawaensis
Lineage: Eukaryota; Metazoa; Nematoda; Chromadorea; Rhabditida; Aphelenchoididae
Source: the annotation of a GenBank genome assembly